Messenger RNA from Nicrophorus vespilloides, 1632 nucleotides. RefSeq names its product facilitated trehalose transporter Tret1-like. The coding region runs from base 1 to 1632 and encodes 543 amino acids. Gene Ontology annotation, biological process: transmembrane transport. Gene Ontology annotation, cellular component: membrane. NCBI's taxonomy places the organism in Eukaryota, Metazoa, Arthropoda, Insecta, Coleoptera, Silphidae. Gene Ontology annotation, molecular function: transmembrane transporter activity. The transcript has 6 exons. The record is from RefSeq and is a predicted model, not a curated record.
AUGUCCAAGAUCUUCAGCCCGAUCAGCGUCGCUUGGGGUUACUACACGAUAUUCUGGAUCUUCACCUUCACCUUAGGAUGCAUCACAGGAUGCAGGUGCCCGAGACCAAAAGAAAAAGCUUUGAGGAGAUCCAGCUUUCAUGCUCAUUCGGUGAUCUUCGCCAUGGGUUUCCAAAUCAAAAACACCAGGUACAUGCAGUACGUCGCUGCAUUGGCAGCGACUAUAUCCAUAUCCGCUGGAUCCAUGUACAUUUCGUGGUCAUCACCAGCAGAUAAAAGUCUUCAACCUGGAGAAUCAUCAUUGGAAGACCCUAUUGUUGGCGAAGAAUUAUCUUGGUUGAAAUCGAUAUAUUUACUCGCCGGAUUGCCUAUAUCACCUUUGGUGGCUUACCUUUUGGAUAAGAUUGGACGCAAAUGGACCUUAAUGCUAGGUGGAUUUUUUCUCUUUUUCCCUUGGUUCAUCAUCAUCUUCGCCACGAAAUCCUGGAUGGUCUUUCUAGGACGGUUCCUCGGAGGAUGCGGCUACGGAUUUGUAGUGAACGGAUGUUCGAUUUACAAUGGAGAAAUAGCAGACAGCGAUAUCCGCGGUAAAUUGGGAACCAGUUUUAAUUUGAUGAAACUCGUUGGUAACAUGCUGGUACUCGGUGCUGGACCCUUCAUAUCCUACCAAGCGUUGGGUGCCAUUUGCGCUGUUGUUCCAGUCAUAUUCAUGGUUGUAUUCUACUUCAUGCCUGAAUCUCCCUUUUAUCUUGUGCGUUGCGGGAAAAUGGAAGAGGCCAAAUCCGUCCUCUGCAGAUUAUCACCGCAGAAUAUGGAAGAUGCCGAAAUCGAGAAGAAGCUGCUGAAGAUCAGCGACAUCGUUAAAUCCGACAUGGAAAACAAAAUGAGCUUCAAGGAAUUUAUCACGAAGAAGGAGUACAGGAAGAUCAUUUUCAUCAUAUUCGGCGUGAAGACGUUGCAGCAGAUGGCCGGAAACGCCGCAAUCGAGGGUUACAUGCAACACAUUAUCGAAAGUACUGGGAGCAGCAUUUCAUCGGAAAUGUCUAGUAUCAUCUUCGGAGCCGUCCAAUUCCCAGCAACAAUUUUGUCAUCACUUGUGGUCGAUAAAAUGGGAAGGAAACCUAUGCUUCUCAUUUCCGCUUUGAUUUGCGCUCUUGCCCUUAUUGGUGAGGGUGUCUACUUUUUCCUACAAAACUACCUCAUGGAGGAUGUCACAGCGCUAUCCUGGCUCCCAACAACGGGUAUAGUACUGUUCUUGGUUUCUAGUACCUUUGGAGUCUUAAAUCUACCUUACGUACUGCUCGGUGAGCUUUUCCCAACUAACAUCAAGGGAAUUGCCGUUACAACCGCCACUUUCUAUGGUUUUCUACUUGCUUUUAUUGUCACGAAGAUCUUCGAGCCGAUCAAACAGGCUUGGGGUUUCUAUACCAUCUUCUGGAUCUUCGCAGGAUUCUGCAUAGCCGGCGCUCUCUUUGUUCUCUUCUUCUUGCCAGAGACGAAAGGCAAGAAUUUCGAUGAGAUCCAAGCCAAGAUCAACUAUGGAAAACAUUGGAGGGAUCAUAUGACUUCCAAAAAUGAAACAGAAACGAAAAAGGAUAAUGAAACCAAUACAAAACAGGAGGAAAAAUACUGA